AUGCCACAAGUACAGCCUGCUGAGCACGAUGUGUCUCCGAUAGAGCCACCUGAGGGAUGUUGUGGAAGUCGGCUGGAUUCGGCGAGGCUGGUGGAAGUGGCGAUGCUGCCAGCUUCGGCUGAUCCAUCGACAUUCGAGGAUUUGUGGGAUGGAAAGAGGAAAGGCAGCGGCAGCGGGAGCGGGAGCGGGAGAGGAUCGGUUGUGGCCGCGAGUCAGACCCUCUUCCGCACGGUGAGGCAUCAAGGCAGCAAAGGGUCCGCAUUCGCAUUGAAAACCAUAUGCUACUGCUAUCGGUUGUCGAUGACGACUUACGGUGGUACACUGGACUGUUCCGAUGGCUUGCGCUGGCCAUGUCAUUUUACCAAGUACAAGCUCUCCGCAGCAGCGGCCAACGAUAAUCAGCGGGAGAACGAUGCUAAGAAGAAGCGAAGGCUUGGAAUACGUGUGUCCAAGCACGACCUGCGACUUGAAGAAUUCUUUGGUCUCGCGUAG
Pseudocercospora fijiensis CIRAD86 is the source of this 492-nucleotide messenger RNA. RefSeq lists its product as uncharacterized. The coding region runs from base 1 to 492 and encodes 163 amino acids. The record is from RefSeq and is a predicted model, not a curated record. The transcript has a single exon. Lineage: Eukaryota; Fungi; Ascomycota; Dothideomycetes; Mycosphaerellales; Mycosphaerellaceae.